This is a messenger RNA of Apus apus (common swift), 5457 nucleotides long. It is a transcript of the gene TEK, whose product is annotated as TEK receptor tyrosine kinase. The coding region runs from base 127 to 3513 and encodes 1128 amino acids. The transcript is spliced from 23 exons. Gene Ontology annotation, cellular component: plasma membrane; signaling receptor complex. Gene Ontology annotation, biological process: positive regulation of MAPK cascade; multicellular organism development; cell surface receptor protein tyrosine kinase signaling pathway. NCBI's taxonomy places the organism in Eukaryota, Metazoa, Chordata, Aves, Apodiformes, Apodidae. The record is from RefSeq and is a predicted model, not a curated record. Gene Ontology annotation, molecular function: protein binding; ATP binding; transmembrane receptor protein tyrosine kinase activity.
ACGAUUUCUUGCCUGUGAGUUGUAAACAGCGUACCAUGCAGGAUAAGAGUCACUGGUAAGCGUCUGCCCAAGAAAAGGAUACUCCAUGAGCGACUGUAAGAACUGGAUGGAUAUAUUUUGGAAAGCAUGGACCCUUUAGCACAUCUAGUUCUCUAUGGAUUCAGCCUGAUGAUUUUAGGUAAAGUGGAAGCGGCACUGGACCUCAUACUGAUCAAUUCAUUCCCUCUGGUGGGCAACUCUGAGACAUCACUCAUCUGCGUCACUUCCAAAUGGCAUCCCCGUGAGUCCAUCACAAUAGACCGAGACCAGGAGGAUGUGACAAACCAACACCGGGAACCACUGGAAGUCAAUGAAGAUUUAAAGAGAGCAACAGCCAAAACAGUGGUGUGGAAGAGGGAACAGGCCAGUGAAACAAUUGGAGUGUACUACUGUGAAGGGAAACUCAAGGAUGACGUGACAAGGAUACACACUAUGAAGAUGCCUUUGGGAGCCUCAUUCCACCCGGUGGCAUUAACUGUUACAGCAAAUAAAGGAGAGCAAGUGAAUAUUUCGUUCAUCAGAAUGGCAGCAAAAGAGGAAGAUGCAGUGAUCUACAAAAACGGUUCCUUCAUCCACUCUGUGCCCAGGCAUGAAGUGCCAGAGAAGCUGGAAGUCUCGUGUCCUCGAGUUCAACCACAGGAUGCAGGAGUUUACUCUGCCAGAUAUAUAGGAGGAAACCUCUUUACUUCUGCUUACACAAGGCUUAUUGUAAGACGAUGUGAAGCUCAGAAAUGGGGCCCUUCCUGUAGUUCCCACUGCCCUUCCUGCAUGAACAAUGGCAUCUGUCAUGAAGAUACUGGGGAAUGCAUCUGUCCUCCAGGUUUUAUGGGAAAAACAUGUGAGAAAGCUUGUGGAGCCAAUGCAUUUGGCAAAACAUGUGAAGAAAGCUGUAAAGAAAACUAUGGCUGCAGAAACUAUAUGUUCUGCCUACCAGAUCCAUAUGGUUGUUCUUGUGCGACAGGAUGGACAGGACUGGAAUGUGAUAAAGAAUGCAAACCUGGUUUUUAUGGGUCAGAUUGCAAACUCAAGUGUAAUUGUCACAAUCGAGGGACAUGCGACAGAUUUAAAGGCUGCAUCUGCUCCUUUGGAUGGCAUGGUCUGCAAUGUGAAAAAGAAGGUUCAGCAGAUCUUUCACCUCAGAUAGAAAAUUUACUAGAUCCUGUAGAACUCAAUUCUGGCGUCGAGUUCAAGCCUUUUUGUAUAGCAACUGGGAUUCCACUUCCUAAAUCUGAUGAAUUUAAACUUUUAAAGCAAGAUGGAACUGUCCUAAGGCCUGCCCUAAUUGUUACCAGUAAUCGUUCUGAAGCCAUGUUUACAAUUAAUCGAAUCCAGCCCCGUGAUACAGGAACCUGGGUCUGCAGUGUACAGACAGUAGCUGGAAUGGCAGAGAAACAAUUUCAAGUUACAGUCAAAGUUCCUCCUGUGCCACAGCAUGCCCCAAAGCUGACAGACAGCGGACAUAAUUUUCUCAUAAUUGAUGUCAAUGCUGAAUCACAUCUUGGAGAUGGACCUGUUGUGUCAACAAAACUCCUUUACAAGCCAGCAAAACGUUAUCAGUCCUGGAUGUCUGUAGAAGUAAAAGGCAAAACUGAAAGACUGGAAAAUCUGGAACCAAAAACAGAGUAUCAGUUCUGUGUUCAGCUGAGUCGGCAAGGAGAAGGUGGGGAAGGCCAUCCUGGACCACAGGCUAGCUUCACAACAGCUGCGCUUGGUCUUCCUCCACCAGAAGGUCUCACUCUCUUUCCAAAAAGUAUGACAUCACUGAAUUUAUCGUGGCAUCCUUUAACACUGAGGAUAGAGGAUGACGUUCGUGUUGAAGUGGAAAGGAAGAGUGUGAAUGACAACGGUGAUGAGAGCAGUGUUAUUACUCAAGUGCCAGGAAAUAUGUCCACCCUGAUCAUUAAAGAUCUUGAGCCUAGACAGCAAUACAUGUGCAGGGUACGGGUGAACACCAGGUCCCAAGGAGAAUGGAGCAACUAUCUGUAUGCAUGGACUUUCAGUGACAGAAUCCCUCCUGCACCAUACAACAUCAGGUUUUCUAACACCACUGACACGUCCUCAGUCAUCUCUUGGACAGCUGCUGUGGGUCAUUCCAUCUCUUCCAUCAUCAUCAGCUACAAAAUUUUUGGCAAGGCUGAGUACAAUCACAUUGAUAUUAUCAUAAAGAAUACCAGCAUUACUCAGUACCAUCUGAAAGGCCUUGAGCCAAACACUGUGUACCAGGUUCAGAUUAAUGCUCAGAACAAUAUUGGCUUGAGCAACCCAAACACGUCGUUUGAACUGAAGACUCUUCCAGAAACUAAAGCUCCAUAUGAAUCAAAAGGAGGAAGAAUGCUACUUAUUGCUAUUCUUGGUUCUGCAGGAAUGACCUGUGUAACAAUUCUGCUGGCCUUUCUCAUUAUGCUGCAGUUAAAGCGAGCCAACUUCCAGCGCCGAAUGGCUCAGGCUUUCCAAAAUGUGGUGAGGGAAGAGCCAUCUGUACAGUUUAACUCAGGUACACUCACCUUGAGCAGGAAAGCCAAAAACAGCCCAGAUCCCACCAUUUAUCCAGUUCUUGAGUGGAAUGACAUAAAAUUUCAAGAUGUGAUUGGAGAAGGGAACUUCGGGCAAGUCCUGAAAGCACGCAUUAAGAAAGAUGGGUUACGCAUGGACGCUGCGAUUAAAAGAAUGAAAGAAUAUGCCUCAAAAGAUGACCACAGAGACUUCGCUGGAGAACUUGAAGUUCUUUGUAAACUUGGUCACCAUCCCAAUAUCAUAAACCUUUUGGGAGCAUGUGAACAUCGGGGAUAUCUCUAUCUUGCUAUUGAAUAUGCCCCCCAUGGAAAUUUACUGGACUUCCUUCGGAAAAGCAGAGUGCUAGAGACAGAUCCAGCGUUUGCUAUUGCCAACAGCACUGCAUCUACACUUUCCUCUCAGCAACUUCUGCAUUUUGCAGCAGAUGUUGCUAGAGGGAUGGACUACUUGAGCCAGAAACAGUUUAUUCAUCGAGAUUUGGCAGCAAGAAACAUCUUAGUUGGAGAAAAUUAUGUUGCAAAAAUAGCUGACUUUGGCUUAUCAAGAGGUCAAGAAGUUUAUGUCAAGAAGACCAUGGGACGGCUUCCAGUGCGAUGGAUGGCAAUUGAAUCUUUGAAUUACAGUGUUUACACCACAAACAGUGAUGUAUGGUCAUAUGGUGUCCUAUUAUGGGAAAUUGUUAGUUUAGGUGGAACACCAUAUUGUGGAAUGACAUGUGCAGAACUCUAUGAAAAACUGCCUCAGGGGUACAGACUGGAAAAGCCUCUCAACUGUGAUGAUGAAGUGUAUGACCUAAUGAGACAGUGCUGGAGAGAGAAACCAUAUGAAAGACCAUCAUUUGCUCAGAUACUGGUGUCACUGAACAGGAUGUUAGAAGAAAGGAAGACCUAUGUGAAUACCACCCUGUACGAGAAGUUUACUUAUGCAGGCAUUGAUUGCUCCGCUGAAGAAGCUGCUUAAGACAGGAGGAAUCUUCAGUCAUCAGUGAUGUAUUGAAGAAAAGCAAAACUCAAUCUCCCGAAGCCCAAAAUGUGAUGUGCUGUGUAGAACUUUGUAUAGCUCUAACUGUAUGUAAUACAGUAAUACUGUUGUACUACAGAUAUGUAUGUGUAUAUCACACAGUAACCUCUGCCUCCACAGGCUGUAGAAGUGUAUAUACUGUUCAGAGUAGGAAUAGACUGAAGUCAUAAAAUCUGCUGUUUCAUAUGCAGGAUUUUCUUUUUUUUCUAGUCAUGUAGCUAUAGUCUAUACGUACAUACUGUAAUCCAUUAGGUUUUGCCAUCUUAGAUAAUUUUUAUACUUUCCAAGAGCUACUGAUAGCAAAAUGGGGAUCUUCUAGUAGUAUUUCAUAGACUUUUCCUUGUAAUUAAAACAAAAAUGCUAAGCUCAAUGCAGCAAUGGGAGUUGCAAGCAGAUGUCAAUCCAGUAUGUUAUUUGAAUGUAGAAGUAAACUGGUAGAAAUAAUCUGUUCAAAAAUUCUGUUGACUCCUGUAAGAUAUAAGGCACGUUAUUGCUCUUUCACUGUCCAGUUUAACAGUCAGAGUUUGUCGAUAUGCAAAAUAUGCAUACAGUUUGAAGUGUGUAAUCCUAUUGGAGGCAGCCAUACAGCAAUUAUUGUGAAGUACAGCAUUGAAGAAUAUACUACAUAAUGUAAAGCACAUUUUUACAAGUAGUCAGGAUAUACAUGAAACUUAAUUUUAUUUCAUUAAAAAUUUUCACUGCAUAAUUAUAAAUUACUACCUACUACAUUCAAGCAGAGCUUACUUACUUUUGCUUAUUUUAUCCUUUAUGGGAUAUGUAGCAUGGUAUGGCCUCUUAAAAAGACUGUACUGAAAUGAUUCAAAACAAUUAUAUCCAGCCUGCCAGAAAGAUCUUCUAGUCCUUAGGUUACACAAAUAGACACCAGAUUCACCUGAACUUCUGUUAUCAAGUCAACCAUGUGGGAUCCUGUGGACUUACCCUGUUCAAACCUCACGUAUCAGGUAACCUCAUGCCUUGCAUGUAUGUUCUCCUCACACCCCCGUGACUCACCAGCUCAUAACUGACCAUCAGACCACGCUGACUUUCUAGCUGGAUGGAUCGGGUCACCCUCCAAGUCUUGAAGGAAGAUGCUAGAGAGAGAAAGAGAAAAGGGUUUUCCCUCCUGACAGGUUGGUUACAAGGCAGGAGUAGAGUAACAUUAAUGGCUGACUCAAAUAGAAGCACCAAGAGCCUUAUUGAAAGGGAGUAAGUCAAUAAACAAGCAUGCUGAGGUCAUUUUUGUGGCCUCGAGGUAGGCAAAACAUGGAAAACAUGUAAGUAAAUGUGCUACAAUCUGCAUUUAUGGGGUGCAGAGAUUCACUGAGCCAAGGAACAACUCCAUACUGGAAGAGAGAAACAAAUUCCACUGUGUUUUCAUAAAAGAUUACUUGGCCAGCCAUUUUUGAAGCAUGAAUCCAACCAGCUUUCUACAGGUCAUUAAGGUGAAGAGAAGCAGACCUUCAUGGGUGCUUUCCAGGCUGCCAGGCAAAGUUAGCUGACAUCUUCUGCUGGAACUGCUCCACUUUCUGUACAGAACUUUUCGCAGGACAAAAUCAGCAUAUUGUCUCAUAUAUCUUUAACAAACAGUCACAACUGACUGUUCUGCUACUUCAUGUAAGUUUCUUCUUUGUGGCAAACUUUUUCUUGGACCAAUAUGCCACAUAAGGGAAGAAUCAGAGUCAAUUAUCAAACCAAUAGGCUGGUCAAUACCGUUUGUAUGUUUAGUGCUCAGGUCUCACUGUGAAUUUAACUGAAAGUCUUUUAAGUAUUCUUAUAAAUGUUUUUCAUAUGUUCAUUUAAUGUUGUGACAUGCAUUAGCUUUCUAACCUGCUGUAGUGAAUUACUUUUUUAAAAAACACACAAAAGAAAACAAUAAUACAAACA